GCUGCAGCCGAUAAAAACAUGGCCAGACUGCCCCAAAGACGGCGAUUAUGUAAAAAUUGAGCAUCUUUCUUUCUCUUAAACCCUCAAAAAAACCAGCAAAAACCCCAUCAUCUAAGACUGCACCAAAUCUAUGGAGACCCAAUCAGAUGGCGACGACACUUCAACCAUUAAAAGACUUCGAACUCAAUUAGAAUCACGCAUUGAAACCCAACACAAUACCCAUCUCAAUCUCUUAUCGUCUCUCCAAUCUUUAAUCCCUGACAUUGUCUCCUCUCUGGACGUUUCUCUUCAAAUUGUAUCUUCUUUUAAUCACAAACCCUUUACCCCAACACCACCUCUCCCUACCCCGGAGAAAAAAUCCAUUGAAAUCACGAACCCAGUAAAGAACCCAACGAGUCCUCAAUUGGGUGUCCACUCAAAUCCUCAAAGCUCCCAUCUUGACGCCAAGAAACUCAAACAGACCCAAUUGGGUAAUGGUAAAAAUGAUGAUGAUGACAGUAAUAAUAAUAUUAAUAAGUUUAGCAUUGAUGAAAAUGAGAGUCCUUUGUCUGUUGUGAGGGUUAUGGUGGCUGAGUGUUUGUUGCAAAGGGUGCCUUUUGAUCCCAUUGAUUCUUCUACGGUUUUGAGGAAGCUGGAGAAUGAUCAGAACGCCACUGCCGCGGAGAAGGCGGCUUUGAGAGAGGUGGGCGGUGAGUCUGGUGCUAUUCUUGCUGUUGAGAUGGCUUUGAGGUCAAUGGCUGAAGAGAAUCGUGGGAUUGAAUUGGGGGAGUUUGUGGUCAGUGGUAAGUCUAGAGUUAUGGUUUUGACUAUUGAUAGACAUAGGUUAGUUAAAGAAUUGCCUGAAAGUGCUCAGCAUCAACAGCACUUAGACUCUGAGAUGAAUCAGAAUCAGAAUCAAAAUCAGAAUCAGGGUAAUAGUGGUAAUGAUGUGAAUAACAAUGGAGGUUUUGGAAUGGGAGGGCAAGUGAUGCAGAGACCAAUGUUUAUGGAUAUGUGGAUGGGUGGGGAUAUGUGGAAUGGGCCACCGAGAGGAGGGAUGCUAGGUCCUAGAGGGAUGAUGAUGGGACCGAGAGCCAUGAUGCAGAGACCGCCAUUUCCGCUGCAGCAGCAGCAGCAGCAAAAGCCAAGAAGCGAGGAGGAUGAUUUGAAGGAUUUGGAAGCUCUGCUUAAUAAGAAGUCGUUUAAGGAGAUGCAGAAGUCCAAGACUGGUGAGGAGCUCCUGGACCUUAUACAUCGCCCUACUGCAAAAGAAACUGCUGUGGCUGCUAAGUUCAAAACCAAAGGUGGCUCUCAACUGAAGGAGUACUGUUCAGCUCUCACAAAAGAGGAUUGCAGGCGUCAAUCUGGUUCCUUUAUAGCAUGUGAGAAGGUCCAUUUUCGGAGGAUUAUUGCUCCUCAUACUGAUAUCAGUCAAGGAGACUGUUCUUUUCUGGACACCUGUCGUCACAUGAAAACAUGCAAGUAUGUUCAUUAUGAGCUUGAUCCUACCCCUGAUGUAUCACAAUUGAUGAGUGGUAUCACAGCUCUUCCUCUCUUAAAAGCUUUAAAGCCCAUACGAGCAGAGUAUUGCUCAGAAGUAGAACUUGGUGAACCACAAUGGAUUAAUUGCGAUAUUCGCAAUUUCAAAAUGGAGAUCUUAGGGUCAUUUGGAGUUAUAAUGGCUGAUCCACCAUGGGAUAUUCAUAUGGAACUGCCUUAUGGGACAAUGGCUGAUGAUGAAAUGCGAAACCUUAAUGUUCCAGUGUUACAGACUGAUGGUUUGAUUUUCCUUUGGGUUACUGGACGUGCAAUGGAGCUUGGACGUGAAUGUUUAGAACUUUGGGGGUACAAGCGCGUUGAGGAGAUCAUUUGGGUUAAAACUAAUCAACUUCAGCGAAUUAUUAGAACUGGCCGAACAGGUCAUUGGCUCAAUCAUAGCAAGGAGCAUUGUCUUGUUGGAAUAAAGGGAGACCCAUUAGUGAACAGGAAUAUUGAUACUGACGUCAUUGUUGCUGAGGUUCGAGAGACGAGUCGUAAGCCAGACGAGAUGUACCCUUUGCUGGAGAGGAUAAGUCCAAGGACAAGAAAGCUUGAAUUAUUUGCUCGUAUGCAUAAUACUCAUGCUGGGUGGAUGUCACUCGGUAAUCAAUUGGAAGGAGUGCGACUGGUUGAUGAUGGUCUUCGAGGCAGAUUCAAAGCCGCUUACCCAGAUGUUAUGGUGCAACCGGUCUCUCCUCCACGGCCUUCUGCAAUGGAAGUAGAAUCUGCCUCUCAAAUGAGAAGUCCUUUUGCAGCGACAGAAGCAAAGUCAGCAGCAGCAGAGACAGCAUAUGCUUCUGAAGAGAAGCCAAUGGCUAUAGAUACUGAAAUGACUGGCUGAAUACCCGACCAUGGGUUAUUUGGUUCUCUGAUAAUCAAGCAGCAUUCUGUUUGUCAAAAAUAGUUAGUUUGGUUAUCAAAUGUUGUACCUAUCGCUAUUUAUGAUGUAACCGUUAAAUCCGCUUUCUAGGACAAGGAUAUCGUUCACAUUAGCCAAAGGUACCUAAAAGCUUAGAGAAGGAACAUGUGCAUUAUAACACUUAAACUUAGAUGGAAAAAAAGAAUAUAUAACCUAGUUAUUUUGUCCA
This is a messenger RNA of Mercurialis annua (annual mercury), 2606 nucleotides long. Its product is annotated as N6-adenosine-methyltransferase MT-A70-like. The transcript has 7 exons. NCBI's taxonomy places the organism in Eukaryota, Viridiplantae, Streptophyta, Magnoliopsida, Malpighiales, Euphorbiaceae. Gene Ontology annotation, cellular component: RNA N6-methyladenosine methyltransferase complex. The record is from RefSeq and is a predicted model, not a curated record. The coding region runs from base 131 to 2359 and encodes 742 amino acids.